Papaver somniferum (opium poppy) is the source of this 1512-nucleotide messenger RNA. RefSeq names its product acyl-CoA-binding domain-containing protein 3-like. The transcript has 4 exons. Gene Ontology annotation, molecular function: fatty-acyl-CoA binding. The coding region runs from base 213 to 1331 and encodes 372 amino acids. Gene Ontology annotation, biological process: fatty acid metabolic process. The record is from RefSeq and is a predicted model, not a curated record. NCBI's taxonomy places the organism in Eukaryota, Viridiplantae, Streptophyta, Magnoliopsida, Ranunculales, Papaveraceae.
UGACGAGUAAUUGUUGGAACAAUUACCCCUUUUUAUCAUUGCCCUAAAACGUGGACCCCACCUAUUUAUAAAUCAAUCAAGAAUAUGCUUUGCUCUUCUCUUUGAAAAUCCUCUUUACCCUUCCAUCUUCUUUACUUUCUUUAAUUUUCUUUCCCCAUUCCACCAUUACAGAGAAGAAGAACAAAAGAAAACCUAAAGAAGAUAAGAAAUCGAUGGAUAUCUUCAAGGAAUUUAUCUUAACUGUCUUGAUUUCUAUGUGUUUAGCUUUCUUAAUCGCGAAGUUAGUUUCAGGAGCUUCUUCGUCUUCUUCUUCUUCUUCAUCUUCUACUAGUAGUAAACAGGAAAGUAUUGCUGCUGCUGCUGCUGCUGCUCCAGUAAAAUCAGAGAAGAAGAGGAGUAAGAAGAAGAAAGACAAGGAGAUUGUUGAUAAGGAGAAGUUAGUUAUUGAAGAAAGGAGUUUCGUUAGUAGUGAAUUGAAGAAUACAGGGUUAGAAAUUGAAACCAAAGUUGAAGAAUCUGUUCAGGUUAAUGAUGUUUUAGUUGAUAAAAUUGAUUUGAUUAGUAACGAAUUGUCAGAUGAGGAGGUUAGGGGAGAGAAUUUGAUUGAGAUUGUCGGUGAAGAGGAAAAAGAGGUGAUCCAGGUCAAGGAAGAUGAAGAGGUGGUGAAAACUAGUGAUGAAGAUGAUGGUAAAGUAGUGAUAGAGAAUCUGGUUGUGGAAACGUCUGAGAGAGAUGAAAUUGGUGUGGAAUUGGAAAAUAGUGGUGAUGUGGUGGUUGAGAAAGAAAGUGGGUUAAAGGAGGAGGAGAAAACUGGAAUUGAUUGUUUGGUUAGUGAUGAUGAAGAAUGGGAAGGUAUAGAAAGAAGUGAGGUUGAGAAUUACUUUGCUACUGCUUCCACAUUUGUUACUUCUGGUGUUAACAAUCAAGUUUUGUCAAAGCUGAGUAGUGAUGUUCAGAUGCAAUUAUAUGGACUUCAUAAAGUGGCUACUGAAGGACCUUGUUAUGAACCUCAACCUAUGGCAUUGAUGGUUUCUGCUCGUGCAAAGUGGCAUGCUUGGCAACGGCUAGGAAACAUGAGUCCGGAGGUGGCUAUGGAGCAGUAUACAGCUCUUCUUACAGAGAGCGUCCCUGGGUGGACAGGUAGAAAUGCGGAAGGACAGAGUAAACAUGACCAAAGUAGUGAUUCUCCAGGAACAGAGGUAUCAGGAGUGAAACACCGCAACUUAACUUCAUCGCAAGAUUAUCAACCUGUUUUGGAAGAUAAAAGGAAACCAGGAGAUAGCUCAUCUGCUGAAAGAAGUGAUGGUACUGGGGGCUCAAAAAUUCUCUAACUAGGCUAUUAUUCGCAGCUCCGUUUUUCUUUUCUGAUUUCUUUGUAUAUCCUGGUUGUUGAACAUUAGGUUUCUCUGUGCCCGGAAAUCUGUUGUGGUUACAUUAAUCCAAACUCGUAUAUAUAAAAAAGGGUACAUGGUAUUGCCAAAAAGUAGUUGAAAAGUGAGAAAAUUAUCAAAA